AUGUUGCUACGCGGGCGCACAAGUUGCACCCACACCCGCCAUCCCCAUACCCCCACCCCACUGCUGCACCUGCAGCAGGGGAUGGAGGAGAAGGGGGGGGGGGGGGGCUGUGCAUGGCGCGUGCAGAGGGCAGCAGAGCGCACGAGGCGCACAGGGCAGCAGGGCGCACAGGGCAGCAGGGCAGCAGAGCGCGUGGGGUGCACAGAGCUGCAGGGCGCGCGGGGCGCACAGGGCAGCAGGGCAGCAGGGCGCACAGGGCUGCAGGGCAGCAGGGCGCGCGGGGCAAACAGGGCAGCAGGGCGCACAGGGCUGCAGGGCAGCAGGGCGCACAGGGCUGCAGGGCAGCAGGGCGCGCGGGGCGCGCAGGGCUGCAGUGCGCGCAGGGCGCGCAGGGCAGCAGGACAGCAGAGCGCACAGGGCUGCAGGGCGCACGGGGCGCAGCAGGGCUGCAGGGCGCGCGGGGCGCGCAGGGCAGCAGCAAGGGCUGUAGCGGCAACAGCAAGGGCUGUAGCGGCAGCAGCAGGGCAGCAGGGCGCACAGGGCUGCAGAGCAGCAGGGCGCACAGGGCUGCAGGGCAGCAGGGCGCGCGGGGCGCGCAGGGCUGCAGGGCACGCGGGGCGCACAGGGCUGCAGGGCGCGCGGGGCGCACAGGGCAGCAGGGCAGCAGGGCGCGCGGGGCGCGCAGGGCUGCAGUGCGCGCAGGGUGCGCAGGGCAGCAGCAAGGGCUGUAGCGGCAACAGCAAGGGCUGUAGCGGCAGCAGCAGGGCAGCAGGGAGCACAGGGCUGCAGGGCAGCAGGGCGCACAGGGCUGCAGGGCAGCAGGGCACGCGGGGCGCGCAGGGCAGCAGGACAGCAGGGCGCGCAGGGCUGCAGGGCGCGCGGGGCGCACAGGGCAGCAGGGCAGCAGGGCGCGCGGGGCGCAGCAGGGCUGCAGGGCGCGCGGGGCGCGCAGGGCAGCAGCAAGGGCUCUCCCCUCCCUCCCAACACAGGAUCCCCUCACCCCCACUGCUGCACCCGCAGCAGGGGUGGAGGAGAAAAGGGGCGGGGGGGGGGGGGGCUGGUGCUGCAGGUCCCCUCCCCCCACUGCCGCAUCCACAGCAGGGGGGGAUAGGAGAAGAGGGGGGGGGGGGGCUGGUGCUGCAGAUCCCCUCCCCCCCCACUGCUGCACCCGCAGCAGGGGGGAGGUAG
Messenger RNA from Closterium sp. Naga37s-1, 1188 nucleotides. The record is from the annotation of a GenBank genome assembly. NCBI's taxonomy places the organism in Eukaryota, Viridiplantae, Streptophyta, Zygnematophyceae, Desmidiales, Closteriaceae.